AUGAUGACUUUGAUGAACGUGAAACAUGAAAAGCUUCUGGCAAGUGUUCUGGGCCGGAAAGAAAAAGCACAAAUUAGAAAAUCAACGGUGAAGAUCAGCAGUGAUGUGCUUAAUAAAUUCAGUAAAACAGGCCAAAUUAUCAACAGCUGUAGCCAAGAAGAAGCUAGAUUUGGAAAAGAAGGAAAAGAAAAGAGUUGGUGCAAGAAGGAUCUCAAAGUUUGGAAUGAUGUCGUGAAAACCAACCGCUUGGCUGAUCAACUUUCAUUUCCACUGGGCGAGGAAAGGAUGCUGUCGACGGAAAGACCAACGGACAGAGCCGAAGCAUUCAAGCCCAAAACUGAUUUCGAAAAGAAGAUGAUGGAGAUGUGGAACGGUUCAAAGAACAACAUGACAAAUGAUACGGUGUACACAGAAGCUGAGUUAGAGAUUAUACGGGCAAUGGAUGUGAAAGAGGCCAAGGAAAAAUUAAAUCAAAUGCAGAAGAUGCGGGCACUUAUCAGCUAUCGUGAAGCAAAGUAUCGAUAUGCGGCUAAGAUCAAAUCUAAACGUUACCAUCGCAUCCUUAAACGUCAAAAACGAAAGCAGCUAAUCAAAGAGUUUGAUGACCUGCUGGUACGAGAUCCGGAAGCCGCAAAAGAAAAACUACAGGAACUUGAAAAUCAGCGGAUCAUCGAACGCGGUUCUCUCAAGCAUCGUGCUCGAACGAAAUUCCAACAGGACGUAGUGAAAUAUGCUGGUCGAGAUGCUCGCGCUAAACAGGUGUUGGAGGAACAUUUGAGGAUUGGACGCGAGUUUAAAUCCAAAGUCUCGAUAGAAUCCGAAAGUGACGAUGAGAAAGAUGAAGAGAAGAACGAGAAGAAAAUGAGUGUCUCGGAAAUGAUUAAGAGCGCAGCACUGGCAGCAGCGAAAGGAGAUGGAGCAGAAGGAACCUCCGAGACCGCCAUGGACGCCAAAGAAGCCCAAAUGGCUCUGUUCGAGCUAAGAGCGAAGAAGCGACGUCAACUAGAGACGGCUAAGGCUCGGGCCGUGCAAAAGACAACAUCGGAUUCCGAACCGUUAUUCAACCAAGACGAUGACUGGACCGUUGUCACAGCUCAAGCGCCGUCAACCACUGACUCUGAAGCUGUCCCAAAGAAAAAGAAGACAAAACGAAAAUCGCAGGAAUCUGAUGGGAAAUCGGCUGAAACAGCAGUUAAUGAUGUAGACAACAAAGCCGACGCUCCAGCAGAGGCUCCCGAAGUGAAAAGUUUGGAAAUUGAAGGCAAAAAAGAAGAAAAGCGUGUGCACUUUGAUGAAGUCCCUGAGCAGAAGGAGUGCAGUACAAAAGACAUAGAUAAGUUGUUCGAUGCGGCUGAAGAGAAGAUUGUUGAGAAUAUAAAAGAGGUAGCGAAGAAAAUUCGUGAGGAGGAGCAAGAAGAAUCGACUCCACUAAAGGAGAAGAAAACGAAAAAACUAGCGAAGAAAGCGCAGAUGAACAAAAGACAGAAUGGAAAGCGCGUGGAAACGACGAACUUAUCGAAGGUAUCUGCUGAACUUAUGGACAAGAUGGAUGAAUUCGAUGAAGAUCAAGCUCACGUCAUCGCGGAGGCUUUCAAGGAUGACGACGUCAUUGGUGAUUUCGAGGAGGAAAAAAUAAUGGUUGAGGAAGGCGAGCGGCCGAAAGACGUCGAUCUUACGCUGCAAGGAUGGGGAUGCUGGGUUGGACCUGGUAUGACAGAAAGAAAAAGGCGGAAACAGUUCAUCAUAAAGGCGAAAGAAAAGAGACGCAAAGACAAAAAUCGACCUGGAAGUAUAAGCAAGUUUCAACCAACUAGUCUUCCGUUCCCCUACACAAGUGUGGUGGAUUUCGAAACGAUGGUCUCACAGCCUAUUGGCAAGGAUUGGAAUCCAAUGGGAGUUGUACAAGAAAUGUGCAAGCCAUCAGUUGUUACUCAGGUGUGCACUACUUUAUGUCUCACCAUGGCAGAUGAUGAUGACUAUCAAGAUAUGGACAAUGACGAUUUCGUCGAUGAUGAUGUUGAAGAUGUAGAUUUGGAACAGGGAGAAGACGAACAGGAUGAUCACCGCAUUGAUAUUAUAAGUGCAGAGAAAGGAACAGCAUCCACAGACCGUGUGACGACACCAUUCAUGACGAAGUAUGAACGCGCUCGAGUUCUUGGUACACGUGCUCUUCAGAUUGCUAUGGGUGCACCGGUGAUGGUGGAAUUGGAAGGAGAAACGGAUCCACUGGAAAUUGCUCGCAAGGAGCUAAAACAUCGACGUAUUCCAAUCAUUGUUCGACGAUACCUACCAGAUGGCUCAUUUGAAGAUUGGUCCGUCGAUCAGCUGCAUGUGACCGACUGGUGA
Ostertagia ostertagi is the source of this 2346-nucleotide messenger RNA. NCBI's taxonomy places the organism in Eukaryota, Metazoa, Nematoda, Chromadorea, Rhabditida, Trichostrongylidae. The record is from the annotation of a GenBank genome assembly.